Messenger RNA from Helianthus annuus (common sunflower), 948 nucleotides. RefSeq names its product GATA transcription factor 16. Gene Ontology annotation, biological process: regulation of DNA-templated transcription. Bases 332 to 736 code for a protein of 134 amino acids. The record is from RefSeq and is a predicted model, not a curated record. The transcript has 3 exons. Gene Ontology annotation, molecular function: zinc ion binding; sequence-specific DNA binding. NCBI's taxonomy places the organism in Eukaryota, Viridiplantae, Streptophyta, Magnoliopsida, Asterales, Asteraceae.
UGGCAACUGCACCUCUAUGUAGCCGCACCGUAUAUUUUCUGUGGGUUAGUUUCGUCACUAUCACAUACCUCUUCCCAAGGGUUAGGGUUUUCCCAUCAUCCUGCCUCUUAAUUUCAGCCGUCCGAUCAUCAUCAUUCCCCACCACCUCUGCCCCUGCACUAUUUAACUCUGCACACUCACUGUCGCUUCAUUCAUGUCGUUCCACUUUCGCCGCCACUCUCUUUUCUCUGCUUCUAUUCACUCGUCAAACUCUGCUUUCUAAUCGAUUCGAUUUCACAUUUUAGUUUGUGAUUCGCAAUUUGCCGGUGAAGUACGAUCAGACGCUAGAGAAAUGGAAUCCGUGACUUUUACAGAGACGAUAGGCAAGGACGAGAAGCUUUGCUUCGAUUGCAAAACCUCCAAAACGCCGUUGUGGAGGAGCGGUCCGGCCGGUCCAAAGUCGCUAUGUAAUGCUUGUGGAAUUAGGUUUAGGAAGAAGAAGAGUUUACCAACAUCAGAUAAGAAGAAAGAGAAACCACAUCCUUCAUCUUCUCCUUCACCGAGUUCAUCCGCAGCAACCGAUGAUAACAUGACGAGUUUGAGUUCUCGAAAACGAGAGAUCAGUGAGGAUGAUUUGAGGAUAAAAGUGGUGUUGCAGAGGCCUAGAUCUCCGAUGAAGAAGAUCAGGAGGAUUGAGAGGAAGUUUGGGGAAGUAGAACAAGCUGCUUAUUUGUUGAUGUGUUUAUCUUGUGGGUAAAUAUUUAAGUGUUUGUGUUAAUGUUGGUAUUUUUUUGUUGUGGUGGUUAGAAAUAGAAAUAUCUAUAGUGGUUAGUUAUUAAGGAAAAUGUUACAAGUGAGAAUACAAGUAGUGGUGUAUAGGGGUGUAGGUAUGCCCUUUUCUAUGUUGGGGGUAAAAAUGUAGAUGUAUUUACCAACUUUUGACUGGAAUAGAAUGUCCUUUUUAUCGAU